Molecule: messenger RNA, 1654 nt
Organism: Cucurbita pepo subsp. pepo (vegetable marrow)
Lineage: Eukaryota; Viridiplantae; Streptophyta; Magnoliopsida; Cucurbitales; Cucurbitaceae
Product: autophagy-related protein 18c
Molecular function (GO): protein binding
Source: RefSeq, a predicted model, not a curated record
CAGAAAUAAAUAAACAAGAAGGUAAAAACUCCGUGGAGGUGACUGCGCGUAUCUGCGGUUUGAGUCCGAGAGGACGGGAGGGCCGGAGAGAGCAGACAAAGGAUAGAUCGUCGUGAGCUUAGAAGGAAUAGAGCUGCAGGUAGUGAAGGACUAUAUCCCUCUUUUUGGUCAAGCUUGGCUGUUAGAACAUUUCGAGGAGUACUUAAACCAGAAAUGGCGAGUACUCAGGAAUCCUCAGAAAUUGGAGCUUCCGGAUCUAUUGACCAAAAAGAACAAAAUGGAAAGAGUGAGCUAGAACUACAUUCAGUGUUCUGGAAUCAAGAUUAUAGUUGCUUUGCUGCUGGUACAAGCUGCGGAUUUCGUAUUUACAACUGUGAUCCUUUCAAGGAAACAUUUAGACGUGAAUUGGGCAUUGGUGGAUUUAAAAUUGUUGAGAUGCUGUUUCGGUGCAACAUUUUGGCACUUGUGGGCAGUGGAAGUAAUUCUCAAUAUCCACCAAACAAAGUUUUGAUAUGGGAUGAUUAUAAAAGUCAAUGCAUUGGUGAAUUUUCAUUUAGGUCUGAGAUUCGAGCUGUAAAACUGAAGCGUGAACACUUUAUUGUUGUCCUCGAGCAUAAAAUAUAUGUGUACACGCUGAUGGAUGUCAAACUUCUUCAUCAGAUUGAAACUGUUACAAAUCCGAGAGGCCUAUGUUGCCUUUCCCACCAUGUAAAUACAUUUGUGCUGGCAUGUCCUGGAGUUCAACGUGGACAGGUCCACGUCGAGCACUUUGGGCUAAAUAUGACGAAGUUAUUUAAUGCUCAUGAUUCUCAUAUUGCAUGCAUGACGUUGACAAUGGAUGGUCUACUUCUUGCAACUGCUAGCACUAAGGGUACUUUGAUAAGAAUUUUCAAUACAUUGGAUGGAAUGCUCUUGCAAGAGGUACGAAGAGGAAUGGAUAGAGCAGAAAUCUUCAGUCUUGCUCUCUCGCCAAAUGUCCAAUGGUUGGCAGCAGCAAGUGAUAAAGGCACGGUUCAUGUUUUCAGUCUUCGAGUGAGAGUUGUUGGCGCAGGUUCAUCUUCUGAUACAAAUGUAAUUCAGGGGAAAACACUGUUCCAGCAAAAUUCUUCUAAUGCACUUGAUACUCUUGUUCCUUUGAAUACUGGUUCAAACCCUAGUUCAUCAUUAUCAUUCAUGAGAGGGGUUUUACCAAGAUACUUCAGUUCAGAAUGGUCGUUUGCUCAGUUCCAUUUGCCUGAGGCGACACAGUAUAUUGCAGCAUUUGGAUCUCAAAACACUAUCAUUGUUGUUGGCAUGGAUGGGAGUUUCUACAAGUGUAGUUUUGAUCCAGUGCGAGGAGGGGAAAUGUUGCAGCAGGAAUGCAUCCGUUUCUUGAAGAUAGAAAUAGGAGCUGAUCGGAUUGAUCUAUAGGCGCUAUGGCUAUGGCUAAGAUGAUCAAUUCUCUUCCCUUGUAAAUAAAAGGCUUGAUAUCUGUCAAUAUUAAUAAUCAUUUGGAGGUGCUACACUUUUUUACGUAUUGAGAAAUUAAUAUGGUGAAUUUGUAUCCCGACAUCGGAUAUGUGAACAUUAACGUACAUGACCCGUUCAUCAUUCAAAGUUGGGAAAUUGCGAAAAGAGAGCACACAAAAUGUAUGCUUCAUGAGCUUAACCGAAA